Molecule: messenger RNA, 1896 nt
Organism: Vespa mandarinia (Asian giant hornet)
Lineage: Eukaryota; Metazoa; Arthropoda; Insecta; Hymenoptera; Vespidae
Product: venom acid phosphatase Acph-1
Biological process (GO): dephosphorylation
Molecular function (GO): phosphatase activity
Source: RefSeq, a predicted model, not a curated record
AAAAAAACAUAAAGAAUAAAAAAAAAUCAAAAAAAAAAAAAAAAAAAAAAAGAAAUCCCAUCAUACCAUUGAAUCAUCUUACGAGAUAUAUACAUAUGUACAUAUUUGUAUGGUCCACGUAUUUGUCAUGCUAGCGAAUAGGCAUUUCACACGCCAUUCAUAACUGACAAUGCAUACGCAAAAGUAUAACAUUAGUUAACCAAAAAAAAAAGAGGAAAGAAAAAGAAAAGAAAAAAAGAAAACGGAUUAAGAAAUAUUCGAAGAAACAUGGAACUCAUGAAGUUUUCGUAUUACAACGAUAACGACAAUACAAUACGAUAUAUGAACACUCGAAUACAUUUUUUAACAGAUACAUAUAUACAUAUUUGUGCACAUUCUAUAGGCGUAUAUACGUUCCACCUAUUAAAGUUCUAGGUCAUGAUGCAAGAGACAAGAUCACACUUAAAAUUCAAUACGAGGCCUACGUUAGUCGUACUAAUCCUAUCUACGUUAUUAUAUCAUUUUUAUUAUUUCGGAAGGAAUGGUAAAUCCAACGAAUUUCGUUUGGAACUCGUACAAGUAUUAUUUAGACAUGGAGAACGAACACCGCUUGCUAAAGAAAUGUAUCCUAAUGAUCCUUAUUAUGGAUCUAAUUACGAACCAUGGAGUGUCGCUCAAUUGACAAAUGUAGGAAAAAUGCGUGAAUAUUCAAUCGGAAAAAUGUUGAGAGAACGUUACAACGAUUUCUUGGGUGAUAUAUAUCGCCCUAAAGAUGUAUAUGCUCGUAGCACGGAUAUCGAUCGGACUAAAGUGUCUCUAUACUUAGUUUUAGCAGGUCUUUAUCCACCAUCAAAAGAACAGAAUUGGAAUCCAAAUUUACCAUGGUUAGCUAUUCCCACGCAUUAUGCUCCAGAAAGGGUGGAUAAUUUGUUAAGACCUCAAGCUUGUCCAAUAUACGAAAAAGCUUUAGAAGAAGUUAGGGAAUUGCAGGAGGUACGUGAGAAAAGUGCAGUUUAUACGGACGUAUUAAAAUAUCUUACAGAAAAAACUGGUAUGGAAGUUAAAACUUUAUCAACGGCUUACGAAAUUUUUAAUUUAUUGACAGCACAGAAAAAUUUGAAUUUAACGUUACCAGAAUGGUGUACCGAGAAUAUUUAUAAAAAGAUGGAGGAUAUCGUAUUUCUCGAAUAUGAAAUUCGUUCGUAUACGCCAAAAUUGAAACGUUUAACUGGCGGCAUGUUAAUCAGGAAAUUUAUUGAAAAUAUGAAUAUAAAUGGGAAACAAAAAAAUCCUCGGAAAAUUUAUCUUUAUAGUGGUCAUGAAAUUAAUAUCGCAGCUUUUACAAGAGCACACGACAUUCAUAUACCUAAGUUACCUAGUUAUGGUUCGACAAUUAUAGUAGAAAAAUUACGUAAUACGGAAGGAAAACUUUUCAUUAAGAUGCUUCUUUGGACUGGCGUUACUGAAGAAUUAAUUACACUUAAACUUAAAAAUUGUGAUGAAAUUUGCCCAAUAGAUACAUAUUUAGAAAUUGUGAAAGACAUUAUUCCUUCUGAUGAUGAUACAAAUUGCUACUGGAAUACAAUAACAAAAGAAGAAUUAAAGAAUCUAUAUAACGAUAGAAUAUAUCUCAAUUAAUUUAUAUAAUUUUACACAUAGUAUUUUUAUAAAUAUUAUCUUUUUCUUAAAUUAAAAUUAUUCCGAUUAUAUGCAAUAUUAUCGAGGCAAUUAAAUCUUAUUAGGUGAUUGGAUGAGCGGUCGAAGUUUAUUGGUGAAAUGAGAUCCAAUCAUCGUCGAGAUAGAUAUAUCUUACGCUAAUCAAUAUUAUCAUUUGUUAUUCCGAGCAAUAGUAUACGUAUUACUUAACCUGUACAAAUAAUAUUAAUAAAAUCGAACAAAAUUAUAUAUAGAAUAAAA